AAGUCCCUAGCCGAGAAUGACAGCUGACAUCGUUGACAUGUGUGAGCUUGUCAGAAAUUCCCGCCGUUUGCAACAAGUACACUAACCAAAAACUUUGUUUCUGUGUAUCACUUUCAAAAAUAACAACAAAAAUGUGGAAUACUUUUGAUAUGAGCGUCAAUGGGGGUUUUGUCAACGACGGCGAGGGCGGCGGGGGCUCAGCCACCAAAAAACGAGAGCAAGUUCGACGCGUCCAGAGUGUAGUCCCCGUUUUUAUAUCAUACAUAACUGAGUGUUCGGAUGAAGAAUUCACAUUGUAUGGAAUGCCAGUGCAGAUGGUGGACAUCAUAGGCGUCCUUCGAAACUUCGACGUCCAAUCCACCAAAGCCACGUGCCUCAUCGAGGACCAAAGCGGCUCAAUCCAAGCGAUCUUGUGGCUCGAAACCGACGGCGACUCGAUCAGCGCCCUCCCCCCAGUCAAAGAAAACUGCUAUGUCCGAGUUUUCGGCUCCAUCCGCACCCAAGACGGCUCCAAAAUGAUCAUGAUCCUAAAAAUCAUCCCAAUCGAUGAUUUGAACGUCGUAACCCACCAUCGCCUGCAGAUAAUCCACGCCAAAGUGUACGCAGAGAAGUUAGCCACAGGUGGGCUUCCAGCCACUCAACCGGUUAAUCACGCGGCUGCGACCAACGGCACCAUGAGCUUCGGCGAUAUUAAAAUCAACACGCCGCAGGAGAAUCCACAUGGGCUUAAACCCAUCCAGGCUAAGAUCAUGUCGCUGUUGAAGAACACGACGAAUUAUAUGGGGAUGGCGAAGAGCGAGAUUUUGGCGCAGUUUGAUUCCGCGCAAGCGAGGGAAGUUAGAGCCACCUUGGACUUUUUGCUGGACGAAGGGCACGCGUAUACCACGUGUGAUAAUGAUCAUUAUAAGGCGACGGAUGGGUUUUGAUACCAGAAGUGGGUUGUGUGGGUGAUGCGUGCGUUUUCUUUUAUUUUCACUUGAGGUGGAGCUUUAUUUACCCAAUUUAUCUUUUAGUUGGAUGUUUAUAGUGUAGAAAUUUUACAGUGAUGGCAAACUUGUUUUAGUACCAAUACAACAAGUACAAAUAACCUAAAA
Zophobas morio is the source of this 1094-nucleotide messenger RNA. RefSeq names its product replication protein A 32 kDa subunit-B-like (gene Rpa2). Bases 132 to 926 code for a protein of 264 amino acids. Lineage: Eukaryota; Metazoa; Arthropoda; Insecta; Coleoptera; Tenebrionidae. Gene Ontology annotation, biological process: double-strand break repair via homologous recombination; DNA replication; nucleotide-excision repair. The record is from RefSeq and is a predicted model, not a curated record. Gene Ontology annotation, molecular function: single-stranded DNA binding. The transcript is spliced from 6 exons. Gene Ontology annotation, cellular component: chromosome, telomeric region; DNA replication factor A complex; nucleus.